Carya illinoinensis is the source of this 833-nucleotide messenger RNA. RefSeq lists its product as uncharacterized. The record is from RefSeq and is a predicted model, not a curated record. The transcript has a single exon. The coding region runs from base 54 to 623 and encodes 189 amino acids. Lineage: Eukaryota; Viridiplantae; Streptophyta; Magnoliopsida; Fagales; Juglandaceae.
GACACAUGAUAUCCAUCUAACCCGUAUACCCACAGUCACUCUCCCAAACAAAGAUGGCUGGCUCUCUUCGAGUUUUCUCAAUGAAAUCGCCAUCUUCCAACUUAAGCUUCACGAAGAUCAAAAGCCUAAUCCACACCCUCAUAUAUACGCACAUGUGCCGCAUCAUUCGAGCUCUCUCCAAAGCCAAAACCACCCUCGUUGAGUUUGUCAAGGAAAUUCAGCACAUCCAAAUCAUAUUCCCCCAAGACAAGAACAAGAACAGAAAGCUAUUCUUUGGGUCAUUUAGGCUACACUAUAACUGGUGUUCUUCCCAUGUGGUUCCUGUACCUGCUCCUGUUCUAAACGGGCUUUCCGAGACCCAUUUCUACUAUGAUUCGACGUGGAAUUCUGUUCUUUACACGGGUGAUCAGCAAGGCAAGGACGGCGGGGAGUCGCAGCUUUCCGGCUACCUCCGGUGGCUUGAAGAAAAGGUUCCUGAUGACAAUUCUACCGGUGAUCAGAAGGAUGUCGAUGAUGUUGAUAAGCUUGCCGAGAUGUUCAUAGCAAACUGCCACGAGAAGUUCAGGCUGGAGAAGGAGGAGUCAUACAGGAGAUUCCAAGACAUGAUGGCUAGAAGCAUAUGAAUCCAAGACACAAAUGCUGGAUAGAAGCAUGUGAUUCCGAGAGUCCUCAGGCCGGCCGCUUGCCAGAAUCAUGUCAGAUAUGGUGUUUGUUGUACCUUUUCUACUUUCCCAUUCUUUGAUGUUAAAUUUGUAAGAAGCUGGGUGGGAAAGUACAGUGAUUGAUUGGAUUCAGUUUUUAGUUUUAAUUGUAUGCUUUUUUCGUAUAAUCUU